UUUUUUAAAUCAAAACAAUAUGGAAGAUAAGGAGAAGCUUAUAUCUGAUAAACUUACCGAAGACGAAGAGAUGGUAAAAACAAAGGCAAAUGAAAAUAUACCUUGGUACUUUGCGAGUGGUUUCCCUUUAUUCUGGGGACUCCUCUUUUUCGCUGUUGUGAUACCAUUCUUCUAUCGGUUGCCAACGGCCCUAACAAUGGAGGACGCAAAUAAAAAUGUAUUCAUUGCUGAACGUGCUUACAAAGAUUUGUAUACCCUGUCAAAUAUUGGUAACAAAUUGCUUGGCAGUAUGGAAAAUGAAAUUGAGGCAGUGAACUUUAUACUAAAAGAGCUGAAGAAGAUUAAAGAAGAUCUACUUGAGGACUAUUUCGAUAUGGAAAUUGACUUAUCUCAAGCCUCUGGUGCUUUCUCAUAUUACACAAGGCUAAAUGUGUAUCAAGGCGUUCAAAACAUCGCUGUAAAAUUGACGCCCAAGACCAGCACAAGCGAGUCCUAUCUUCUUGUAAACAGUCACUUCGAUUCUAAGCCAGCUACUCCGUCAGCGGGUGACGCCGGUUUCAUGGUAGUCACGAUGUUGGAAGUUUUACGUGUAAUAGCAACAACAAAGCAAACCUUUGAUCAUCCGAUUGUGUUUCUCUUUAAUGGAGCUGAGGAAGUUGGCCUACUAGCUUCCCAUGGAUUUAUAACUCAACAUAAAUGGGCUCCAUAUUGCAAAGCCGUCGUCAAUCUCGAUGCUGCAGGCAGUGGAGGUCGAGAAGUUCUAUUUCAAAGUGGUCCGAACCACCCAUGGCUUGUCAAUUACUAUAAAAAAUAUAUCAAACAUCCUUUCGCCACAACCGUGGCCGAGGAAAUCUUCCAAUCCGGCAUCAUUCCAUCUGAUACAGACUUCCGACAGUUUACAACAUAUGGCAAAAUUCCAGGCUUAGACUUGGCGCAAUGUAUUAAUGGAUUUGUAUACCACACCAAGUAUGACACAAUUGAUGUGAUCCCUCGUGAAUCCUUGCAGAAUACUGGUGACAAUAUUCUCAGUUUGGUUCGAGGGUUAUCAAAUGCAACUGAAUUAUAUGAUACAAAAGCACACCAAACUGGGCACGCCGUUUACUUUGACUUUCUGGGAAUAUACUUCGUAAAUUAUUCAGAGGCUAUCGGAAAAUUUUUUAACAUUAGCGCUGCUGGAGCUGCUUUCAUUUUGAUCUACGUUUCAUUGUGGCGAAUGGCUGAUGUUUCCCACGUCUCCAUUUGCCACGUGGCCCGCUGGUUUAUCCUGGUGCUUGUCAUCCAGAUUAUCUCUUUUGUACUCGGACUAGCACUUCCUUUAGUAGUUGCACACGUAUUUGACAAUUUGGGACUAUCACUGACUUACUAUAGCACUCCCCUUCUGGUGAUCGGUUUAUAUGUGUGCCCGUCACUUAUUGGCCUCAGUUUGCCCAUAACUGUGUAUUGCAGCUUACAGCGCAACGAUAAAAUAUCAAAUGCCUACCAUGUCCAACUGGCAUUGCAUGGCCACGCAGUCAUCUUGGCUCUGCUCGCCAUUGGUCUUACAAUAUUUGGCUUGCGUUCCUCGUACAUUUUCGUCAUUCCACUAAUUUUCUACAUCUUAUCCUUGGUUCUUAAUUUAAUGACUACUCUGCACGAUCGUGGCUAUGCCUGGACAGGUCUACUCAAGGCAAGCCAAAUAAUCCCUUUCGUGUACAGCAGCUAUAUUUUCUACAUAUUAAUUGUGGUUCUUACACCAAUGGGUGGUCGAUCGGGCAGUUCCUCUAAUUGGGACUUAUAUAUUGCAGCAAUGGCAGCAGCAGGAACGGUUCUUUCGUUUGGAUUUUUGAUGCCACUUAUUAAUAGCUUACGACGACCCAGCUUUGUGGUGUUGUCUCUGCUUGUAAUCACAGCCCUCUCAAUGUACUUAGCGAGUAGUACACAAAUCGGAUUCCCAUAUAAGCAAAAAACCAAUGGCCAGCGAGUUUCGUACCUGCAAGUGCGAAAUAUGUUCUACGAGUACGAUGGCACUCUCAGUAAGGAUGAGUCUGGCUAUUUGUUUAACUUUCAAGACAGACUUAGAGAAAAAGUACUCUUGGGCAGCAAGGUUGACCUGAAUGGUUUGGUUGGCAUUGAAUCGAAUUGCGAUACUCACAUGAUGUGCGGCAUGCCUGUGCCCGGUGUAAGUCGACUUAACAGCAAAUGGCUACCACGCUCUGAGCCAAUUAUGCCUCCAUCAUUAACCACCUUGGAUAUGGUAAAUAAAAUCAUACUGAAUUCUACGACAGUGCGCUUUGAGUUCAAGUUGAAAGGUCCCUCUCAAAUGAAUUUGGUAAUUCAACCUUAUGAAGAUGUGACUUUGAGUAACUGGUCAUUCACGAUCAAUUCAAAACCAACACCAUCAACAAUAACAUACGUUAUCUAUUUCAAAUACGGCAUUGAUAACUCACCAUUAAAUUUCUUUUUGGAAUUAUCGAAACCGAAUGGCGACUUCAAUGUACCGUUGUUUCAACUGGGGGUCUCGGCACAUUAUAUAAAAGAUGAUGGCGAUGCUCAAAGUGUGAAGUUCGCAUCUUCAUUUCCCUCUUAUUCAAUUCUGGAUCAAUGGCCUGCAUUAUACCAGCGAUUUAUUUUCUAAAUUUUAAAAAUAUUUGAAGAAUAAUUGAUUA
Drosophila grimshawi is the source of this 2645-nucleotide messenger RNA. RefSeq names its product endoplasmic reticulum metallopeptidase 1. Bases 20 to 2614 code for a protein of 864 amino acids. Gene Ontology annotation, biological process: proteolysis. Gene Ontology annotation, molecular function: metalloexopeptidase activity. The record is from RefSeq and is a predicted model, not a curated record. The transcript has 10 exons. Lineage: Eukaryota; Metazoa; Arthropoda; Insecta; Diptera; Drosophilidae.